UUCGUAAAGAAACAGACCCUUUUCUUUCCUACUCUCUAUCUCUCUCCCGAAUUCUAGGGUUUUUCUCUUUCCUAGGUUUAGGGUCUUCGCCUCCGCCAGAGCUCAUCAUCAUCACCACCGUCUAUCUCGUUCGACGAGGAGGAGGAGAGAGAUCUAGACCAUGGCGGCCGUCGCUCCUGCAGCAGAUCGUAUCCUUUCUGUGCUCCUUUGCUGAUUGAAAAACAACGAAGGUACAGAUUUGCUCCAAAAAUUGACAUUAGAUUCUCAAACCAAGACCCUUGAAAUUCCUGAAGCUACCAAGAAGAAGCCUUCUGUCACACGGUAUGGGUCUGCCGAUGGUGGCGAUGUGUCAACUGCAACAAUCCCAUCAUCUGAGAGGUCUAUGACCCCACUUCUUCAGGAUUCCAUGGAUCUAAGUAUGUGUUAUCUUCCUAAUGGAUAUCCGUCUGCGAACUACUGUUAUGGAGGUUAUGAGGGUCCUGUCAAUGACUGGGAGGACUGCCCUAGAUAUGUCAAUUCGAAUGGAGUGGAAAUGCCUCCUGUAAGUUUUUGUGCUUACACAUACAUGCAUCCAUACACACAUGCAUAUAUGGAUGACUUUGAGGGAGUUUAUGGAGAUAAUGGGCCUCUUAUGUAUCAUCAUGGCUAUGGAUAUGCUCCUUAUGGUGCGUACCAACCGGCUGGGUCUUCUAUACCAACUAUGGGACAUGAUGGUCAGAUAUAUGGCCACCAGAAUUAUCAGUAUGGAACUCCUUACUACCAGCCACCAACUCCGCCACCAUACCUCAACAAUCAAGGCUCUUCUCCCCUGGUGGAGGUUUCCACUUCAGUUGCUGCUCAUCAAGCACCUGUGCCUGUCGAAACAGGUAAAGGAAAUGCUAAUAGAGUUGCAAACGGGAACUUGAUCGGCAACAAAGGGUCAGCUCCACUGAGGCCAAUCAACCCGAAUUCUUGGACUUCGAAUGGUUCCCACGGAGGAGUUGUGCCAGGUGGUUUUGCCGCCUCUGGAUUCCAGGAUCCGAGAUUUGGAUUCGAUGGAAUGCGAUCAACUGGGCCAUGGUUAGAUGGUCCCAUGUUCUCUGAUGGCCAGUCAAGAGCAGGAACAAGUGGGCCUUUUGUUUCAACAGUUCCAUCAGCAAGGAAUCAGAAUCUUUGCCCCCUUCCGCAUGUCAUGGGCUUGCACCCCCCAAGGCCAUCUGGCAUGGGACCAACUCCAGGAUUCAUGAAUAGUAUGUAUACAAAUGGUAGAAUGUAUGGCCAAUUUGGGAACACAGUUAGAACUGGUCCUGGUUUUGGAUCCAAUGGUAACGAUGCCAAAGCAAGUGGGCGUGGGUGGAUGGUUGUUGAUAACAAGUACAAGCCCAGGAGUCGAUCUGUUUUCGGUUAUGGCAAUGAAAAUUCAGAUGGACUGAAUGAGCUAAGCAAAGGGCCGAGGGCUGGCCGUUUCAAAAAUCAGAAGGGCUUUGCAUCUAACAUCACACUAGCAGUCAGGGGACAAAGCCUUCCUUUAAAUGGAAAUAGUGAUGAGGCAAGUGCAGUUACAACCAGGGAUCAAUACAACAAAGAAGAAUUCCCAGUCGGGUACUCUGAUGCGAAGUUCUUCAUUAUUAAGUCGUAUAGUGAGGAUGAUAUUCACAAGAGUAUCAAGUAUGGUGUCUGGUCAAGCACUGAGCAUGGAAACAAGAAGCUGGAUUUCUGUUACCAGGAAGCUCAAGAGAAGUCUGGUGGUUGCCCUGUAUUUUUGUUUUUCUCUGUCAACAGCAGCGGCCAAUUUGUUGGUCUCGCUGAGAUGGUGGGUCCAGUUGAUUUUAAUAAGAAGGUUGAACACUGGCAGCAGGAUAAGUGGAAUGGUUGUUUUCCUGUGAAGUGGCACAUUGUAAAGGACAUGCCCAACAGUAUGCUGAAACACAUCACCCUCGAGAACAAUGACAACAAACCGGUGACAAACAGCAGAGACACUCAAGAGGUGAAGCUUGAUCAAGGGCUUGAAAUGCUCCAAAUAUUCAAGGAUUACACCAGUAAGACAUGCAUCUUGGAUGAUUUUGGGUUUUAUGAGGCUCGUCAGAAGACAAUGCAGGAUAAGAAGGCUAAGCAACAGCAAUUUCAGAAACAGGUCUGGGAUGGAAAGACAGCUGAUGUCGCUUCCAAUGAGAAGGAUGGCGACAUGCCAAACACUAAAGCAGCAUUGCAGCAAGCCACCGAACUGGCAUCACCCAAACAGAAGGAAUCUGGCCAGGGUCCUGGAGAGUGGAAACCAUCUGAUGAAAAUGGUUCGACUGCAGGAGCUGGUGAUGCGCCAAAGUGUGCUAAAACAUCAACGGAGGGGCAAGUUCUUGAGAAUGGUGUUGCCAACAGUUGCUAGACUCUCUGGUUUCCCUAAAGCAGCAGUUCCUAUAGAAGUUUUGCUGUUUUUUUUUUUUAGAUUCAAGUAUAAUAUACAGAGGUGAAUGAAGGCCGAGUUUCAAAGGCCGCAGGCGGCUCCAAGCGGGCUGUCUUACUUCACAAGCAAUAAAGAGAGAAGGGUUUGUUCUGAAAAAGCCCUUCCACCAGCUUUUUCUUUGAAGUGUUGGUAAGCCUAAGCUUUUCUAGUGACCUUACAUUGCCUUUAUCUUUUGUUUUUACAUCCUU
Magnolia sinica is the source of this 2628-nucleotide messenger RNA. RefSeq names its product YTH domain-containing protein ECT4-like. The record is from RefSeq and is a predicted model, not a curated record. Gene Ontology annotation, cellular component: cytoplasm. The transcript is spliced from 9 exons. Gene Ontology annotation, biological process: mRNA destabilization. Lineage: Eukaryota; Viridiplantae; Streptophyta; Magnoliopsida; Magnoliales; Magnoliaceae. The coding region runs from base 383 to 2362 and encodes 659 amino acids. Gene Ontology annotation, molecular function: mRNA binding.